Triticum aestivum (bread wheat) is the source of this 4845-nucleotide messenger RNA. Its product is annotated as transcription factor GTE4. The record is from RefSeq and is a predicted model, not a curated record. Gene Ontology annotation, molecular function: protein binding. The transcript has 4 exons. The coding region runs from base 3862 to 4509 and encodes 215 amino acids. NCBI's taxonomy places the organism in Eukaryota, Viridiplantae, Streptophyta, Magnoliopsida, Poales, Poaceae.
CACGUCACAUGAGUUCUCGCCAACAACGCAACUCAGGUUCAGUCCAUUGCAUCCCGUGGUUGCAAUCCAGCUCACCACUAUACCGCCCAGAUUUGAUCCCUCCAAUCCUCCUCGACACGGCUAUGGUGCCAACGAUUGUGCCUCCUUGAAGUUCUCCAGUGAUCCACCAACAAUACCACGUCCCGCGUUCAUCAUUGCUAGUACAAUGCCAUCAUCGACGAGUUUGUAAAAUACUUUCGCUCUGCGAGAGAGGAGAGCAGACCAUUCACCCCACCACCGGUCCAUGUCCAUCCCUGGCCGCCCGCUCCCACCGUGAUCCAGCAACGGUCGUUGCCGAUGCACCACUCCCGGCUCCUCUCUCAUCUCUUCUUCCCCCACCCCAUGCCCCAUUCUCUUGCUCGAGCUCCUCGCCGAUUUUACCGAUCGUUGGCCUCUGAUCUAGGGUUCGCUGCUGCCGGUCGCCAUUCACCUGUGUGCCUCAGGAGGAAACGGCUCCCUGGACCUUAUCCUUCUUCACAUUCUACCUCUACAGAUCAGGAACGCCUCGAUGGCCGUCUCUUCCGUUUCUCCUUUCUCUCCCUCCUUGCAAUACACCGGCCAUGAUUCAGGGAUGGAGAAGGGAGGGAGGUAGAGCCACCAUAUCAAGAGGUAGAGUGAAGGAGCCACGCUUGAGAACUUGGCGUGAGUUACUUUGGUCCAGCGGCUACCAAUGUUCCUUUUUUACUUCAGAGUUCUAAAAUCAUGUUGCCUUUCAAGAAUAAGAGGGAGAAAGGUCCAAACAAUCUUUCAAGAUUUGUCACACUCGAUGGAAACUGGAAGCAUCACUCUCCUUGGCUGAAAUCACAGUGGUCAAAUUAUAGAUCACAAGCUGUAGACGAAUUGUUUCUUCUGAUUUCCCAAUCUUCAGGUUAUGGGUCAUUUCCCCUUUGCAAGAAUUAAUUUGUGUGCCUCCAUUUUUGUUCAUUCCAAGGUCAAGGGGAAAGAAAAAUUUCGAAGGCAGUGAUGUUUUCAUUACAAAUCUGAAUAUCAGUUGAUUAAAUUCGAAGUUAGCAUUUUCUUUACAUGUCCAUCUCUUAAGAUUCUUGUGUUUGGAUACAAUAACACCUCAAGUAGCUUAUAUAUGUAUAUGCAUAUACGCCAUGUUACAUACUCCAUUUAGUGGCUAACAUAAAGCUUCUUAUACUACAGAACUUCUAGAGAGAAGAAAGAUAAAUGCAGUGAUAUUCUUAUACUAUAGAACUUCUAGAGUGAACAAAGAUAAAUGGAGUGAUAUUCUGAUACUACAACACCUCUUAUGUACUCCAUUUUGGUUAUGCUGGCCUCACUUAAUUGCUUUGCAGAUUGAACUGACCAAUCCGUGUGAUUGAGGAAUCCUUGUGGAGAAAAAGAAUUCAAGGAAAUCCGCAGCUCCGAAUACAGAGGUGAGAAAUCGAAUCAAUCGAGCAGCGCUCUGGUGAUCUAUUCAUCUACAUGUUCUGAUCUGCAUGUAUUCCCUGUUUUUCCUCUGCUGGUUCAGCUUUGUUAAACUUAUAGCAGAUAUAAAAUACCUGUAUAUAUAUGCUUAGAACAAGCAAAAUUAGCACUCUCUAUCUUGAGUUGUCAGUUUGAUUUACAUACACAUGUCACUAGACUAUGCAUCAUCAAGCAGAAUGUUUAUGUGUGUUGCCAGUAACAAAUUGUAUCAAAUCUUGUGUUAAAACAAUACUAUCAAAUUAACUUUCCAACCAGGAUUUCAAGAAAAAAAAAUUGUGCUGGAGCAAGAAAGGGAACAUGGUAAGGAGUGUGCCUACAAGAGUUUCUCUGUUCUCUUCUUAUUGGUUGCCAUAUGCAGCUUGCGGGUCUCAACUUAAUAAAUACAUCAACCACGUACCGAAGGAAAAACUCAUUACAUGAAUUCUGAGUAGGUAUUUUCAGUCUUUCGCAAUGUAGUUUGUUUAUUUUUCUCUGCACCAUGAUGUGCUGAUAAAAUUUGGAUAAUCAAUCCAAUUUCCAGUGAUGAUGCCCUAGCUGAUCAUGCUUCUUUACCACAAUCAUUUUCCUGACAGUAGUUGUGCAUGCAGUACAUGUUUUCAGUUGAGCGAACCCUCUUUUAGUUAGAGAUCAAAAUUCAAGCCUGACAUGGCAUAUGAAUGCUCCCAGUUUAGCAAAAGCCGUGAUCUUUCCAACUUUGAGAGUUGAAGGAAAUCUCCGGAUAAAAAAUUGAAGAAUUCAUAUAGCACAGUACAGGGUGAGCAUCCACAUGACAGUUCUAAAGUUGUUUUUACCAUAUGGAAGUUCAUAAGUUAUGAUAAGAAUAAAAAUGCAAAGUUUCAAAAACUUAUGUUUCCAGCAUGAUGGCUCCCCUGUUUCUAUGGUAAUCUUUUUCAAAUAUUCUGAUCAUGGUCCUCUAAGCAUUCCUGGUUUGUCACUUGAGCCUGAACCGUGGGUCGCAGAUCCAACGGACAUUGAUGAAAUCCAUAGAAAAAAGCCUAGCUAACUCUUCAUAACAAAUGGACUGAGUUAGUGCGCGCACUCACCGGCCGGUGCUUCUCAGUUUUUUUAACAUGCUAUAGCAGCUAUACAAUAUCAGGUUUAUGGAAACAUAUUUCAAAAUUGGUAAUUAGUGUGUUCUAUUCUCCUUUCCUUGGAUAUUUCUUAUUCUAUUUUAGAAUUAUUAUUUUUCGUCCGCACUUUCAAGUAUUUAUGCGCCUGGGGUCUUUCAUUCUACAGCUGAACAAUUAUAUCUCAAAAUAGCUUGCGCUGCGCCCCCUAUAUUUGAUCCUUCUGCCCUCUUUUAAAUUCAACCUCUAAUUGACGUCUUCUUUCGUUGUUGUUGUAUAUACGUGCACCAAAUUAUACAAAAUGAAAUAUUGUGGAACAGGCAUAUUCAAAACUGUUUUUUGAAGUUAAAUAUCUAAUGUGAGAAGCCUAGAUAUAAGAAAUAUAGGUGUAAGGCGAUUGUUUUGAGGUGUCAAUGCAACUUACAGUACAUGGAUCUGGUUAGAACUUUGAUACUUCUUGCUUUGAUAUGCUGCUACGGUAGCUCAAUACCGAUGAAACAGAAGGAUUGGUCAUGUCACCAAAUGGGUACCACACACAUAUAGAUUGUUGCUUGCUCUCACGGUCCAUGUCAUCCUCGAUCCAUGUUGGUAUGCAUCCUCUCCCUUUCCUUUCCUCUCUACUAAGUUGUCUCUCCUUUUCCUUUAAUUAUUCAUGUGAUCUUUUUUGCUCUGAGAAGCCCUUCAUGAUGCACAGAAGGAUUCAGUUUCUGAAUUCUUAUCAACAGGUUUCAGUUGUCUAUUGCAAAAAUGUUCUAUGUAUAUCAUGUGAGUUAAAGGGUCAACCAAAUGAUCAUAUAUGUAUUUAUAUAGAAUCAUAUCUAUCUAUUGGCAGCCAUGUCUGAUGCAUACAUCUUUGCUGAUUAAAAAAAUAUGCACAAAGACCUACAUGAAAUAGCUCGAUAAACAAAAAAUACUGCUCGACCGAUUUCUUCCUCUUAUUCACUGUUCCAUUUUAUAACACAAAGCGCUCACAUGGGCUCUCUUGGGCGAGGCGUGUCGCCGCACCUCUGCCUGCUAGUCAGGAUUAAUUGUUGCUAUCUAGAGUAUUUAUUGAAAGAUGUGUGAUCAGAGAAAAUUAGCUCUAAUCCUAGCGUAAUUAUGGGGAGCACACUUGAAAGCAUCGAUGGUAAAGGAUGUUUAGUUUGAAAACCCCAAGAGAUGGGUGGUAAUUUGAGGAAGUAAAUCUGACGCUCCACUGACUUGAUCCAAGGGCCAUGCACCGGUGUCAUUCCUAGCGGUCUCCUAUAAAAGGGGUACGGCAUCCGGAUCUGACCCAAAUUGACUCCCCCCCCCCCCCCCCCAAAUCAUCUUGGCCGGCCCUAUGGCGUCCCAAAGCAGCCCGGCCGGAGCGCCGCCCGGUUUCCCUAAACCUACGAACUACCUUCCCGCCGUCGAUCUUCCCCGUGCCCUCGGACGCUGCCGCAUGCUGCUGGACAGGCUGCUGCAACAUGAGGACGGGUGGGUGUUCGCCAAGCCGGUGGAUACAUACGAACUCGGACUCCGCGACUACUACUCCAUCAUCGCCGAACCCAUGGAUCUCGGCACUGUCAGCCGCCGCCUUGAAUUGCGUCGCUACCCGAACCUGCUCUGCUUUCCCAAGGAUGUCCGGCGUACCUUCAGCAACGCCAUGACCUACAACAACAAGGGAGACGAUGUGUAUGAGAGUGCUGCUAAGCUCUCUCGCAUCUUCGAGUCAGGGUGGGCCUCCAUUUUGGCGGCGCUCCCGUCGCCGCCGCCGGUUGCCGUGCGCAGGGCAAGGCUCAAGGAUGAGUUGCCGCGGCUGCCGGUGGACUUGCAGGACAAAGCGGCCAUCAUUAUGAAAGACAUAGGCGGGUGGAUCCAGGAGGUGGAUGGGAGGGUUGAGGUGGAUUUGGACAAGGCCGACGAGGCGACUCUUGACAAGCUCGAGUGGCUGCUCGCUCUCGCCACCAUGAGGAAGGAGGCAGGAGCGCUGGAUAAUCAAAUUUGAUGUGGCGCUGCAUGAUUUUACCAGCGUCAAUUGUUUCUCGGUUCCAGAACGCUGUUGACUUAAACAUCGCUUCCCUCUUUUGCGAAUGAGUAUCAGCAUGAUUUCUAAGUGGCUGUAACAUCGCUAGCCUAGAUAUCCCUACUCUGGAUUUGUAUGAAUACCCCAGUGUCAGUGUGGUUGUAAUUUGGGGGUUUGUAGCUGGUCGGUUAUUCUGUCUGUUGUUAUAUUGGAAUUAGACUUUGAACCUGUGAUGAUACUGAAGAACUGCAAGGAUGUGUGGAAGUCAUGUUGUUCGAUUGUUCAUUAAAUAUAUGAUUUCGUGGGUGGAUUUUCUGC